Messenger RNA from Cornus florida, 979 nucleotides. Its product is annotated as BAG family molecular chaperone regulator 1-like. NCBI's taxonomy places the organism in Eukaryota, Viridiplantae, Streptophyta, Magnoliopsida, Cornales, Cornaceae. Bases 214 to 675 code for a protein of 153 amino acids. The record is from RefSeq and is a predicted model, not a curated record. Gene Ontology annotation, molecular function: protein binding. The transcript has 2 exons.
CAUAAUUUCAUAAGCCUUUCGCCAUCAUAUGCACUUUUUUUACUAUUUUUAAAACCUCAGGAGGCUUUUAUUUUAAUUUGUCACAUUUUUUGUCCUAAUCUUUGCUCCAACUACUAUAUAAGUAGUCCUGCCUAACACCAACUCUUCCCCCACCUCCUUGUGAGUUUUGACAAUAUAUAGAGAGAGAAACAGAAAAUAGAGAGAGAAACAAAAAUGAUCAAGUUGAGAUCAAAGAGGUUUUCCAGAAGCAAUUCUAAGCUUAGUAGUGGGGGUGGUGGUGGAGCCGCCGGAAAAGGGUGCGGAGGCGGCGGUGGCGAAAUCAAAUGGGAAUUACGCCCUGGUGGCAUGCUUGUUCAGAAGAGAGAGAAUGGAGAUCAAAGUGUCGGAGAAGGGAUGAUUACAGUGAGAGUCUCAACUGUCUCACAAUGGCAUGAUAUAACCAUCCAACCAACUUCAACAUUCGGAGAAUUGAAGAUGAUAUUGUCAAUGGUGACAAGUUUGGAGGCAAGAGAGCAAAGGUUGUUGUACAAAGGGAAGGAGAGAGAAGAUGGUGAACACCUGCACAUGGUUGGGGUUAGAGACAAGGAGAAGGUGCUGUUGUUGGAAGAUCCAGCGAUCAAGGAGAGGAAGCUGCUGCUUGGGUUGGCUACUCCUUGUCGCACCAUUAGUGUCUGAUCCAUCUCACUAUAUAAGUAAACAUAUAUAUAUAUAUAUAUAUAUAUAUAUUGUUUACUAGCUACUAACUAUUUUGAUUUAAAAAAAAAAAAUUUGAAGAAAAGGUUUUAAUAUGGUGCACUGAUGAAUCUUGGAUCAGUUGGCUAGAUUAUUAAUUAGUAGGUUUGUUUUAUUAACUAUUUUGUUGUUGGUUUCGGACACAUUGCAUGUAUAAGCUGAUGCAUGUCUGAGUCAUGUUGAAUGGUUAACUAUGUUUAUAAAAAUGUUGAUUCCCUGUAAUAUAAAGUAUGAUGGUUUUUGUUUU